ACAGUCCAUCACGUCAAGACCAUGAAUUGCUUCUCCAAGCACCUCACUCGAAGACUCCCAUUUCCAAUCUCUACGAGAUCAAUCUAUCUCAAUUCCAGAAAACCAUAUCUCUAUUCACGGAGAGUAGCGACCAUGUCCACAGAAUCUACCCAAUCCAAAGCUUGCUGCUCCCUACCCGCCAUCGUGUCCAAGGGAUACGAGCCGAAGGGCAAAUACAUCACCGUCGAUGGCAUGAAAACAUAUGCCACUGGCCCGUCCACGGCCAAACGCGCCAUCCUCAUCAUCUACGACAUCUUUGGCUUCUUUCCACAGACCCUACAGGGCGCCGACAUCCUCGCCCACAGCGACAACGAGCACCCCUACCAAGUAUUCAUCCCCGACUUCUUCGAUGGCGAGCCCGCCGACAUCAGCUGGUAUCCUCCGGACAAUGAGGAGAAAGGAAAGCUGCUAGGUGACUUCUUCAGCACCAAAGCCGCGCCACCGAAGACGCUGCCUAGAGUCCAGAAAGUAGUGGAGGAGCUGAGCGGGAAGGGGAUUCAGAGUUGGGGCAUUUUGGGGUUUUGCUGGGGUGGGAAGAUCGUGAAUCUCUCCUCGUUGGAGAGUACGCCGUUCAAGGCUGCGGUGGCGGCGCAUCCGGCUAUGGUUGCGGCGGAUGACGCGCCUGGGAUUACGAUUCCGUAUGCUAUGCUGCCUAGUGGGGACGAGAGCAAGGAGGACGUUGAGAAGUGGGAGAAGGGGCUCAAGGUGCCCCAUCUAGUCGAGUGGUUCCCGGAUCAAAUCCACGGAUUCAUGGCGGCUCGCUCCAACCUUGAGGAUCCAAAGGUUAAGUCGCAAUACGAACGUGGUUACCAGACUACGCUGGACUUCUUCCACAAGUACGUGUGAGUGUAGGUAUGGCUUGCCGGUUUAAAGAUGAGAGUCAAAGGGUGGUGGAAUGCAUGACUCUAGGCUAAAGCUAUCAUGUUAGAUCCAGGUGAUCGCCCGGUAGGUCUUCUAGUAGCUAGGGCUGUUUUAGUGCAAUAACGAAGCGGAUUUUGUUGACUGCGGGA
This is a messenger RNA of Mytilinidion resinicola, 1049 nucleotides long. RefSeq names its product dienelactone hydrolase family protein-like protein. Gene Ontology annotation, molecular function: hydrolase activity. Bases 133 to 885 code for a protein of 250 amino acids. The record is from RefSeq and is a predicted model, not a curated record. Lineage: Eukaryota; Fungi; Ascomycota; Dothideomycetes; Mytilinidiales; Mytilinidiaceae. The transcript has 5 exons.